AUGACGACCGCACCGCAUAUACCAGCCAAGGCGCACAGCACCGAGGAUGUGCACCAGCGGCCAAAAGGCAUCUUGAAGAACUCUUAUUCUUUCCAGGCGACAGCCCCCGCCGUGCCAGCGACCACGCCACCCUCGGUGCCAACCAAAACGGAGCCUGAAGAAACCAAAGACCUAACGCUUCAAAACACUCUGCAGAAUGCAGGUCGGCGUCGUUCCUCGUCCACCACACACCCUGGCUCCUCGUCUCGCAGACAGUCGCUCGUCAGCGCCCACGACGACAACUCACCCCGCCUCAAGUGGGACGAGGCCAAUCUGUAUCUGACGGAGCAGGAACGAACGGCCAAGAUGAAGAUCGACGAGCCCAAGACCCCGUACGCCCCGCACUACGACCCUGCCGAGGACGAGGAAGAGCUCCGGCUUGAAGAAGCCCAGGAGAGCCUGAUCGAUGCCCAGGACGUUGUGGUGGACGAGCUCGACAAGACCACCAAGGGUGGCCACCACAAGAAGGGCGUCUCAGAGGACGACAUCCCUGAUCUCGAGCUGGGCGAGGCUGAGGAGUCUUUGCCUGCUGGGUCUGAUGCUGCGUCGGAUCCUCGCAUUUUCCGCGACCGCAGCUUGAGCACCGACUCGCACAGGGGCGAGAAGCAUGUCCAUGUUGGCACAGACGCAGCUAACGGUGAUGCAGCGUCCAGUGGUGAUCAUCUGUUGACUACCGAGGAGGCCCAGGCAAAACACCGCCAGUUUGAGCAACAGCGGAAGAGGCACUACGAGAUGAGAAACAUCAAGGAGCUGCUUGCCCACCCAGAGCAGUUGGAUGAAAUGGAAGAAGAAGAAGAUGCCGAGCCUGGUCCUCCGCCUACGGUCCCUCAGAUUCCUGAACGGUUCCGCAAUGGUGGCCGAUAG
Molecule: messenger RNA, 903 nt
Organism: Penicillium alfredii
Lineage: Eukaryota; Fungi; Ascomycota; Eurotiomycetes; Eurotiales; Aspergillaceae
Product: PP1-complex regulatory subunit GLC8
Exons: 3
Coding region: 1-903 (300 amino acids)
Biological process (GO): regulation of signal transduction
Molecular function (GO): protein phosphatase inhibitor activity
Source: RefSeq, a predicted model, not a curated record